AUGACUUUACUUAAUACAUUAAUUGACGGUGCGACGUAUAUUCUUUAUGGCUUCAUUUCUGUAAUCGUCCUUUAUGUGAGCUAUCAGGUGCUCCUGAAUCCCCUGAGGGCUUAUCCAGGACCGCUCAUAGCUAAACUCACUAAUGGCUACGCUGGGUUCUUUGCAUAUAAACGAGAACUUCACAUAGAAAUAUGGAGAAACCACCAGAAAUACGGUCCUGUUGUCCGGAUAGGACCAGAUAGGCUUGUCUUCAGUUCUGCCACGGCUCUACGAGACAUAUAUCAGAAUGAAAGAGUUACGAAGGCUCCUACCUACCUAGUUACACAGUCUAAGCCUGGCGCGUUUAGUAUUUGGAACGCAUUAGAUAGAGAUUUGCACCGGCGUAAGCGAAAGCUCGUCGGGCGAACUACUACGGAUACCUCCAUGCGAGACUUUGAACCCUCUAUGGUAGAGCAGGUUGACAUAUUCAUCGAGCAGUUGGCAAACGACAAGCAGCAGCCCACUGACGUGAAAACCCGAUGUAGCUACUUGAGCUUCGACAUCGUCGGGCUCCUCUCAUUUGGGUACAGCUUGCACAUGCAGACUGAUGAGGAGAACCAACCUCUCAUCGAACGGCUUACGCGAACCAACCAUCGUAUGAAUGUGUUCAUGCAGAUCCCCAUGAUCCCGCGUUAUAAGCUACAUCUCUAUAUCAACUACUUCUUCCGCCAAGAACGAGAGAAGACGGCGCGCCUGAUAGAAAAAAUGAUCCGUAGCCGUAUGGCUGAGGAUGUCCACGCGAAGCGCGAUCUGUACUCGUACGUUGCGGACGCGAUCAAUGCUAAAGGUGACGACAGUCUUCGGUUUAGCGACCUUUGGUAUGAAGCUUUCUUCUUCAUAAUAGCAGGAGGCGAUACGAGCGCCACGGCGCUUAGUGCAACGUUUUUCUACCUGUCGCGGAACCCCAGGUGCUACGAGAAGCUUGCCACGGAAAUACGGACGACAUUCCGGAGCGGGGAGCAGAUCUGCGGAAGCAAGCUCGCGGGUUGCCAGUACUUGCGGGCGUGCAUCGAUGAAUCUCUCAGGAUGUCUCCGCCGUCGCCCGGUACACUUUGGAGAAACUUGGCACCGGAGGAGGAGGGUGGCAAGCCUUUCAUAGUUGAUGGUUAUGUCAUCCCGAAAGGGACGAAGGUCGGCGUCAAUACUUAUUCGCUACAUCACAAUGAGAAAUACUUUCCGGACCCCUUCAUAUACAACCCAGAGCGUUGGUUGAUGAGGGGUGAUUCGGACGAGUCAGCUACUGCGAGGAAGGCGAUGCACGACGCCUUUGCCGUCUUCUCUACUGGCUCGCGGGGCUGCGCCGGGAAACCUACUGCUUACUUAGAGAUCAGCUUAACCCUUGCUAAGACUAUAUGGUACUUCGACUUCGAGACUGCACCUGGUACUCUCGGCGACGUCGGGAUAGGUCAAAAAGGAGAGUUCCGUUUAUACGAUAUCUUCACGUCGACCCACGAUGGUCCAUACUUGGUCUUCAAGCCCCGCGAGACGUUCGCGAAAGACUUCGGCAGUACUAUGUAG
This is a messenger RNA of Annulohypoxylon truncatum, 1557 nucleotides long. Its product is annotated as cytochrome P450. The record is from RefSeq and is a predicted model, not a curated record. The coding region runs from base 1 to 1557 and encodes 518 amino acids. The transcript is spliced from 6 exons. Gene Ontology annotation, molecular function: oxidoreductase activity, acting on paired donors, with incorporation or reduction of molecular oxygen; iron ion binding; monooxygenase activity. Lineage: Eukaryota; Fungi; Ascomycota; Sordariomycetes; Xylariales; Hypoxylaceae.